GGAUUCUCUCUUUUUGUUUUCAUCUGACCUAAAAGUAAAACACAGUCCGUCCACAAGAACUUUUUCACUAUUUCCUGCCCUAAAUUAAUUAAAUUUUCCCUGUCACUGCACGCAGUAGCUGCGUCUACGCGGCUACUCCUCCAUCCUUACAUUUAAUUUUCCCCAUUAAUGUUCCAUUCUCUACAAUUUGAAAUUUGAAAAUUGAAAUUGAACUUGAAAUAGCUAUAUGUCAGUGUAGGUAUUACUCAUAUUUCACAAGUGAAUUUACUUAUUGAAGAAAACAAUGGGCGGCUACCGAGCUGUUGCGGCAGUCAGCGGUGAUUCUUCUAAAUCCUCGGCUGAAUCUAGCUUUCGAGAACUUGAUGAUGUCUUCUUGCAGACUCAAACGAGAAUAUGGCUUGGGGAAGUUCUGAAGAUGAGGUUUGACGAGCACCUACAUAUUUCUGAUUUGCUUGCCGAUGGAGAUCUUCUGUUUGAAGUCUCCAAAGUAUUAUGGAAUAUGCUAUUGGCCAAGUGUGGCGAGCUAAGACAUUUGAAGUAUGAACCACUUGGUUCACGGAGAUGCAGUGGGAGAUACAUGCCUUACUCUAAUGUUGACUCAUUCUUGAAGAUCUGCAAAAUACUGGGAUUAAAUGGUAUCGAUCUCUUCUCCCCAUCAGAUGUUGUUGAGAAAAAGAACAUUCGUAAAGUUUGUAUUUGCAUAAGGGCACUUUCAAAUAAGGCCCGUUCCAAACAAUUGAAGGUUCCUGACUUUGACUUGGUGACCUAUACGGUAGUCAUGCCAAAAGAUAUGGUAGGUGGCAUUAGAAGAAGCUUGGAGACAUCAAGCAGCCUUUCAAGUUCUUCUGGUUAUUACUCGUAUAAAGAAAAAAGAUCAAAACAUAUGGAGAGAAAUAAAACCAGAGAAUCUGAAGGAAACUAUGAUUCUUUAUCUGAAGAAUCUGACGAGGCUGAGAGUAAGUUUGUGGGAGAAGAGUCUUGUUGCUCAUCUACGAAUCAGCUUGAAGAUGAUAACGCCACAGAUUCAGAUGCAGACAAUUCUAUCGACGAACAUUCAUCUGUUAGAAAGAAUGGCAGAGAGAAAAUUAGUGUACUCUCAUGUUCUCAUGACCAUCAUGUUUAUAACUGUGAUUUCUGCAAGUGCGGAUCAGAAUUAUCUAAAACUCUUCCAUCUCAGUGUGCUAGGAAUGACCGUACAGAAGAUAGCUGUUCAUCAGUUUGCACCAAUUCUCAAUCAAGAUCACAUCAUAGAACUUCUCCAGGAAAUGGAGGGAAGUAUAGUACUGCCAAUGAUAGGAUACACUUUGAUUAUAGUGACCUUAACGUGGUAAAUGAUGAGUCAGUUGUUGGAGAUUCUAUGUAUGACAAUGAAGUGGAAAGUAGUUAUAUAUCUAACUACUUAGCAUUCUCUGAUUCAGUUAUUGGUGGAACUGAUGGAAGUACUCCUGUACUGCGGAAAGGUGAAGAUAAUAUUUUGAACCUUUUUAUGGCUAUUGAUUCUCAUGAACCAAAUUUAAGUGAAGGGACUUCCCAAAACGGACUUCGGAAUAAAUUUUCUGAUACUGAAGAUGCAGAAGUUUCAUCAACCACUAGCAUGAGUUCUGUAUUAUGUCGGGUGCGUGCUUUGGAUUUCGAUGACCAAUUUGAUGCAGAUGAUUGUUUAACAGCAGAAACUCCUUGUGCCUUGCUGGAAAAUGAUGCUGAUAGGCAGUAUAAGUAUGCAUCUGCAAGUCAUAAUGCAUUGAAUGUUGCAACCAACGAGCUCAUGUUUCAUGAUACUAAAGAACCUUCUAUAGUUAAACCUAAAAUUUCUGCUAGUCUCAGUGAGCUGACAUAUUCCUGUCCAGAUGAAUUGCAAUUUGCUGCCAGAGAGCCUCUUACUGAUAAAAUUGUCUCAUCGCACGGAAAUAGCUCAAAUUAUUUUGAUGAAGAAAUGGAGUCUGCAAGAAGUAAAGAUAAGUUUGUUGAUACUGCAUGCAGAAAUAAUCUUAAGAAUGUGUCUUUAGUUAACACUAGUGAAGGAUGUGAUGGUGAUUCACAGUAUCUGAAAUUUGUUUCUGAUGAAGUCAGUAGUACAUGUGAAUCAUCCUUGACUUUGGAUGGUGUUAACAUGGAUCAAAAUUCUGUUAUUUCUGCAAAUUGUUGUGAGCAUAUUGAAAAAGGAUACCCCUGUUUCUGCUCCUCUGUCUACGAUUCAGGAGAUGCAAGUGAAGUUUGUGAACCAACAGUUCCAGGAGAUGAUGAUGAUACAAAACAUAAAGUUUCAUAUGUGUUGGAAGAAAAUGCUUCACAGAGGCGGCAAGAAACAGAUGCUGGUCAAUUAAAUGACAAACAUCGACAUAGGCCAUUGCUGAAAACAGUUGCCAGAGGCACUGCACUUGUUGGUGUAUUGUGUCUGUUGCUGCAUUUCAGUCGUAGGAGAAACAAACAGGAAAGCAGUGAAGCCGGCAGUAGACCAACUCAAAGUAAGAAGUUCCGUGGCAGAGAUUUCUCGUAUGGGGAUGGACAAAAUGGACGUCGAGUAGAUAGAGUUUAUCCUUCUGAAAAACUCAAGUUCAAGAAUUAGAUUCUGGAUCUGUGAGACUUAGUAAGAGGCAUGGCUGGUUUUUCAUACGUUCAGCCCAUCUCAUUUUUAGGUAGAAUAAGCAUGAGGUAUGGUUCAUACGCUAAUAGCACGUUGAAUGGUAAAUUUUAGGUUUCCCUAUGCCGCUUAAAGAAGAAAACAAGAAAAGUAAAUAGCUGCUUACUUCCAUGAGUUAAUGUAAUCUUGAAGGAAUUAACGGCUACAAUCUCUGUAGUAGGCACAAAGCAUGUAAUGAUGGCAAAGUAGCAUCUUGUACCCAUUUGUUAAUUCGUACAUCACGUAGAGUACUGUUUAUAUACUUCAUCUUUUUUUUUUUUAAAAAUGAUGUCCUAUGAGGAA
Molecule: messenger RNA, 2923 nt
Organism: Nicotiana attenuata
Lineage: Eukaryota; Viridiplantae; Streptophyta; Magnoliopsida; Solanales; Solanaceae
Exons: 8
Coding region: 284-2566 (760 amino acids)
Biological process (GO): actin crosslink formation
Cellular component (GO): actin filament
Molecular function (GO): actin filament binding; cytoskeletal adaptor activity
Source: RefSeq, a predicted model, not a curated record